UCUUUCUCUCUAUAAAAACCCAAAAUCAAUAACAAUUCUACGCAGCGAGCUCCAAAAUUAAGAUAUUUUGACGAUAAUAUGGCUCUCGUAAGGCAAUUCUCUGCAACUCCGGUGCUGCUGCUGCUGCUGCUGGCCGUUUCUUCCGCGGCGGAUUCUUACGGCAUCCCCGACGGGGAAGAUUACGCGCCACCCAAGACUGUACGCGGAGCGGGCGAUCAUGACGGAACGGCGCCGUUUCCAACCACCCUGCCCAUCUACGAGAAACCGCCCCCGUCGUACGGCGAGGAAGCGCCGGCGCCGCUCACCAUCGCUGUUGAAGGAGUUGUUUCCUGUAAAACUGGCUCCAAAUAUUCUCCACUCAAAGGUGUUGUAGCGAGAAUCACAUGUGUAGCUUUGAACGAAAAAGGUAAUGAAGUGGCUCCUUUCUCAUUCUCCAGUUUCCCAACCGACGAGCAUGGCUAUUUCUUGGCCACAUUGUCACCUUCCAAGCUCAAGGGCAAGGCUAAGGUGACCCAAUGCAAGACCUUCCUUCCACCUUCGCCAUGCGAGGACUGCAAAUACCCGACCGACAUUAACAACGGCGUCACGGGUGCUCUGUUUAGUUCUUUUCGCAUUCUCACGAACAAGAAGAUGAAGUUGUACUCUGUUGGACCUUUCUUCUACACCUCAGAACCAAACGCGUCCCCUAUACCCGAUGGUUACUGAUCAUUACAAUUUUAAGAAAAAUAUAUUUCUUUCGUUUGUUCCUUUUUUCUCUCUUUUCUUUUAAGAUUGUUUCAGUUUGGUUUCGUUGUUGUUCAAUUGUUGAAAAAUGUCACUGUGGAGGGAGAAGUUAUUCAAUGCAGUCGUUUUCUCAUAAUAAAGAUGUAUUGUCAAGAAAAAUAUAUAUUUCUUAUUUUC
Messenger RNA from Momordica charantia (bitter melon), 900 nucleotides. RefSeq names its product protein SEED AND ROOT HAIR PROTECTIVE PROTEIN. Gene Ontology annotation, cellular component: cell periphery. The record is from RefSeq and is a predicted model, not a curated record. NCBI's taxonomy places the organism in Eukaryota, Viridiplantae, Streptophyta, Magnoliopsida, Cucurbitales, Cucurbitaceae. Gene Ontology annotation, biological process: response to ethylene.